Physcomitrium patens is the source of this 3775-nucleotide messenger RNA. Its product is annotated as ubiquitin-activating enzyme E1 2. The record is from RefSeq and is a predicted model, not a curated record. Gene Ontology annotation, biological process: protein sumoylation. Gene Ontology annotation, cellular component: SUMO activating enzyme complex; cytoplasm. Lineage: Eukaryota; Viridiplantae; Streptophyta; Bryopsida; Funariales; Funariaceae. Gene Ontology annotation, molecular function: SUMO activating enzyme activity.
UAGUAAUCCCUAGGACUGAGUGCACUCUGCGUUUACAUUCUUAAAGGGACUGCAGGCGGAGAAGCUCUUGUCUGAAUAGUCAAGUGACGCUUCUCUUCAUUAGCGGAGGAAGCUGUGCGGCUGGUCCACGCCCCGAUCUUUGUCGUUCGCAUCGUCAGGCAAUUGAGUUAGGAUUGGGAGAUGGUGGUUACGGCUUGAAACUUUGGUGAAGUGGAAUUGCGAGCGCGGAAUGCGUGAGAGACACGCAGAGACAAGGGAAGGUGUAGGUUCCGUCUUGCUACAUGCUGCCUAAAAAGAGAGAGGUUGGGGAGGAGGCAGAGUUGGGGAGCAACAGCUUGAAGAGGAAUCGCGCUGAAUCUCCCAGCGGCAGUGUAGUGGUGGGACGGAACAGAGAGCUCGUCAUGGCAGCGGACAGCAAUAUGGAGGUCGAGAUUGACGAGGAUCUCCACAGUCGGCAGCUUGCUGUGUAUGGCAGGGAGACCAUGCGUCGUCUGUUUGGUGCUCAUGUUCUCGUCUCUGGUCUGCAGGGUCUCGGUGUCGAGAUUGCCAAAAAUAUUAUUCUAGCGGGAGUGAAGUCCGUCACGCUGCAUGAUGCUGGGAAUGUGGAAUUGUGGGAUCUUUCCGCUCAAUUCUAUUUUACAGAGGAGGAUAUAGGGAAGAACCGUGCUCUGGCAUGUGCAGACAAGCUCAAGGAGUUGAAUGCCGCAGUUGAUGUUAACACCAGCUCGGGCGAAAUUACGGAGCAACUAUUAUCAGCCCACUCAGUCGUAGUUUUCACCGACAUAGGAUUGGACAAGGCUAUCGAGAUAGACGAUUUCUGUCACAGACACGAGCCGGUCAUCGCUUUUAUCAAGGCAGAUAUAAGAGGCGUGUUUGGUUCCGUUUUCUGUGACUUUGGACCAUCGUUCAAUGUUGUCGAUGUCGACGGCGAGGAGCCACACACGGGUAUCGUCGCAUCCAUUAGUAAUGACAACCCCGCUCUGGUUACAUGUGUGGAUGACGAGCGGCUGGAAUUGCAGGAUGGCGACCUUGUUAAAUUCUCUGAAGUGCACGGUAUGCCGGAACUUAACGAUGGGAAGCCCAGGCGUGUCAAGGGUACAAGACCUUAUUCAUUCUUAUUGGAAGAAGACACGACUGGAUACGGGGCUUAUGAGAAAGGAGGAAUUGUAACGCAAAUAAAGCUUCCCAAGGUGCUCAAGUUCCAACCCUUGAAGGAGGCGUUAGACAACCCAGGGGAAUUUCUACUCAGUGAUUUUGCGAAGUUCGACCGACCCCCGUUGCUGCAUGUAGCGUUCCAAGCAUUAGAUGCUUUUCGCUCUGAGUUAGGCCGAUUUCCUGCGCCUGCGUCAGAAUCAGACGCAAACAAGUUGGUUGAGAUUGUACAUCGGAUUAAUGAAGCGAAGCCUAUUGACCAAAAACUUGAUACUAUUGACGACAGCAUCGUGAAGCUUCUGGGAAGUGGAUCUCGAGCUGUUCUGAGUCCUAUGGCUGCAAUGUUUGGAGGAAUUAUUGGCCAGGAAGUUGUGAAAGCCUGUUCUGGAAAGUUUCACCCUCUGUACCAGUUUUUCUACUUCGAUUCAGUAGAGUCGCUGCCAGCAGAGCCAUUGACACCAGAGGAUGUGAAGCCUUUGAACACACGAUAUGAUGCACAGAUCGCUGUCUUUGGCUCUAAGUUGCAACAAAAGCUAGAAGAAUCGAAAUUAUUUCUGGUCGGUGCUGGCGCCCUGGGCUGUGAGUUUCUCAAGAAUCUUGCACUCAUGGGAGUCUCGUGUGGUCCGAAAGGGAAGCUCACGGUCACUGACGACGAUGUGAUUGAAAAGAGCAACCUCAGUAGACAAUUCCUAUUCCGUGAUUGGAACAUUGGGCAGGCGAAGUCGACAGUGGCAUCAUCAGCGGCUAUUGCUAUUAACCCUUCUUUUAGAGCAGUGGCGUUGCAGAACCGUGUCAGUCCAAACACAGAAAAUGUCUUUGACGACACUUUCUGGGAAGGCCUGGACUUGACAGUCAAUGCUUUGGACAAUGUGAAUGCGAGGCUUUACAUUGAUUCUCGGUGCGUUUACUUCCAAAAGCCGUUACUAGAGUCAGGAACUCUGGGCACCAAAUGCAACACGCAGGUGGUGAUUCCCAACUUGACAGAGAACUACGGUGCAUCACGUGACCCCCCUGAAAAGCAGGCACCCAUGUGUACUGUACACUCAUUUCCUCACAACAUUGACCAUUGCCUGACUUGGGCUCGUUCGGAGUUCGAAGGUUUGCUUGAAAAGACUCCGGCUGAGGCUAAUGCAUUUCUAUCCAAGCCUGAGGAAUACAAGACUGCGAUGAAGAAUGCAGGUGAUGCUCAGGCCCGGGAGCUUUUGGAGCGAGUUGUGGAAUGUUUGGUCACGGAGCGCUGCACCACAUUCGACGAGUGCAUUGCAUGGGCUAGGACCAAAUUUGAAGACUAUUUUUCGAACCGGGUGAAGCAGCUUACAUUUACAUUUCCCGAAGAUGCGACUACUAGCAAUGGUUUGCCGUUCUGGUCAGCACCAAAGCGGUUCCCUAAACACUUGCAAUUCUCGUCAUCCGACCCUUCCUGCCUCUCUUUUGUCGCUGCAGCUGCUAUUUUGCGAGCAUCUACUUAUGGUAUCUCAGUGCCAGCGUGGGCUUUGGAUGCAAAGAAACUGGCUGAAGCUGUAGACAAGGUUAAGGUUUCAGAAUUUUCACCAAAGCAAGGCGUUAAAAUUGUGACUGAUGAGAAGGCCACGAGCCUGAACGCCUCCAGCAUGGACGAUGAUUACCAGAUAGAGAUGUUGAUCAAAACUCUUGACGAGGGUGUUAAGAAACUUUCUCCUGGUUUUAAAAUGAUUCCCGUGACGUUUGAGAAGGAUGAUGAUACAAACUUCCACAUGGAUUUAAUUGCAGGACUUGCCAAUAUGCGAGCACGGAACUACAGCGUACCUGAAGUCGACAAACUGAAGGCUAAGUUUAUAGCUGGGCGCAUCAUCCCUGCUAUAGCCACAACAACCGCUAUGGCUACAGGACUUGUUUGCUUGGAAUUGUACAAGGUUAUACUAGGGCAUAAUGUCGAACGGUACAGGAACACAUUUGCCAACCUAGCUCUCCCCUUGUUUUCAAUGGCUGAGCCUGUACCUCCGAAGACAUUCUCUCAUCAAAAUCUCAAGUGGUCGAUCUGGGACCGAUGGGUUAUUGCUGGGGAUCUGACCCUCAAAGAAUUGUUGGAAUGGUUUGAGGAAAGGGGCUUGACAGUCUACAGUAUCUCUUGUGGCCAGUCUCUGCUAUAUAACAAUAUCUUUCCGAAACAUCGGGAACGUAUGGGCAAGAAAGUGGUGGACCUGGCCAUGGAUAUUGCCAAACUAGAUAUACCACCUAAUCGUCGCCACUUCGACAUAGUAGUUGCGUGUGAAGACGAUGAUGGGAACGAUCUUGACGUACCGCUAGUCUCCAUUUGUUUCAGGUGAACGUAAGUUCUACAAUUUCUACUCGUGACUUAUUACAUUUCCUACCCAUUUCACGGUAUAGUCUGUUCAUAUUUAUCCAUCGUAGGCAUCACUCAUGUUGUCUGAGGAUGUUCAUCAAGGCUAUACAGCUGAUCAAGCCUUAAACGCAAACGAGAAUACGUGUUUCCUGGUCUUUUAUUUUGUUGUAUUUGAACGAGUUGAUGGCUGCAUCACUCUCAACACUUCAAUGUGAAAUAUGACCGGAGGUUCCAGUGCAAUUAAAAAGUUAUUAAUGGCAUGCUCUGUGAGCCAUUCGGACCCCGUAUUGAAGUCGCUAA